GCUCUCCGUCUCUGAAAAUUUCAAUUUCCAAAUCCCAAACGGAUUCAGAGAAGGCGGCUGCCUUAUAAACAGAUCUCUCGUCUCUGCUCCAUUUGCAAUCCUCGCGAUUUUCCUUCCAGUUUUGACUCCUCUUGCCCCGGCAGCGUUGAUAAUUGAUUUGGUUGAACGAAGAUGGGAGGUGGAUUUAGAGUCCUUCAUCUGGUCAGACCGUUCCUUUCGUUUCUCCCCGAGGUGCAGAGUGCCGAUCGGAAAAUUCCAUUCAGAGAGAAGGUCAUUUAUACUGUUAUCGCGCUCUUCAUCUUCUUGGUAUGCAGCCAGCUUCCUCUGUAUGGGAUUCACUCCACCACGGGCGCAGAUCCGUUUUACUGGAUGCGUGUGAUUCUCGCUUCCAAUCGUGGUACCGUCAUGGAGCUUGGGAUCACCCCGAUCGUCACAUCUGGUAUGGUGAUGCAACUCCUGGUUGGCUCCAAGAUUAUUGAAGUCGACAACAAUGUGCGGGAGGACCGUGCUUUAUUAAAUGGUGCACAGAAAUUGUUGGGCAUCCUGAUAGCUGUCGGUGAGGCAGUUGCUUAUGUUCUCUCGGGAAUGUAUGGUAGCGUUAGUCAACUUGGUGUUGGAAAUGCUAUUCUUAUAAUUGUUCAACUCUGCUUUGCUGGUAUUGUUGUCAUAUGCUUGGAUGAGCUUCUUCAGAAAGGAUAUGGUUUAGGAUCUGGAAUUUCCCUCUUCAUAGCAACCAAUAUGUGUGAAAACAUUAUCUGGAAGGCAUUUAGUCCGACCACCAUUAACAGUGGAAGAGGAGCUGAAUUUGAAGGAGCUGUCAUUGCAUUAUUCCAUCUUCUGAUUACCCGAACAGACAAGGUUCGGGCAUUGCGGGAAGCAUUCUAUCGGCAGAAUCUUCCAAACGUGACGAAUCUGCUUGCUACAGUCUUGAUCUUCUUGAUUGUGGUAUACUUCCAAGGGUUCCGUGUGGUGCUGCCUGUGAGGUCAAAGAAUUCCCGUGGACAACAGGGUUCUUAUCCAAUUAAGCUUUUCUACACCUCCAACAUGCCAAUUAUCCUACACUCUGCCCUUGUAUCUAACCUUUACUUCAUCUCUCAGUUGCUGUACAGGAAGUACAGUGGGAACUUUUUGGUGAACCUUUUGGGCAUAUGGAAGGAGUCUGAGUACUCAAAUGGUCAAUCCAUCCCUGUUGGCGGCCUUGCUUAUUACAUUACCCCACCAUCAAGCUUGGCUGAUAUGGCGGCCAAUCCUUUCCAUGCUCUGUUCUACCUUGUUUUCAUGUUAUCAGCAUGUGCACUCUUCUCAAAAACUUGGAUUGAAGUUUCUGGAUCCUCUGCCAGAGACGUAGCCAAGCAGCUGAAGGAACAACAAAUGGUUAUGCCUGGGCACCGUGAAUCUAACCUACAGAAGGAGUUGAACCGUUACAUACCCACAGCUGCAGCAUUCGGAGGAAUGUGCAUUGGUGCGCUGACCGUGUUGGCUGAUUUCAUGGGAGCAAUCGGGUCCGGGACUGGAAUUCUACUUGCAGUCACAAUUAUUUAUCAGUACUUCGAGACCUUUGAGAAGGAGAAAGUCAGUGAACUGGGUCUGUUCGGUUUCUAAACUCGCUUCGAGUUAGCGAGUUUAAUUUAUACUUUGGUGGUGCCAAAGAGCUCCCUGUCAAUUUUGGUGCCUAGGGAUUUUCACGAGUUUUAUGUUAACACAUCUUAAGAUCUAAAGUCCACGAACCAGGUUUAACUCUAGCUUUCUUUCAACUGUUAAGGGCAAGAUAAUAUCAUCAUCAUCUUGAGACUUUGUAUCUCCCAGCUCUUUCUUUUGUGCUUCUACUUCCAUGUUCGUUUUCACGACAACAACACCGUAGAUUACCGUAGAUUUAAAAGAUAAACGAAGAAGUCGAGUUUAUAUGGUAGCUAAGGAGUUGUACAAAGGCCUAAUAGCUGAAACUUUGUUCGUCGGUCAAGCUUCCAUGUUUGUAGCCUUCAAAGUUUGUGUUUUUCAAUUUGUAACCUUGGAUUUGUUUUUCACCA
Molecule: messenger RNA, 2027 nt
Organism: Momordica charantia (bitter melon)
Lineage: Eukaryota; Viridiplantae; Streptophyta; Magnoliopsida; Cucurbitales; Cucurbitaceae
Biological process (GO): protein transport
Cellular component (GO): membrane
Source: RefSeq, a predicted model, not a curated record